Molecule: messenger RNA, 881 nt
Organism: Stylophora pistillata
Lineage: Eukaryota; Metazoa; Cnidaria; Anthozoa; Scleractinia; Pocilloporidae
Source: RefSeq, a predicted model, not a curated record
ACUCAUCAUGGCGGCGAUGGUAUCUCUAAGAUUAGUAUUGCGGCCAUGAAUCCUUUCGCAGGUGCAGCCCCACAGUUAAACUGUGGACUUACCCGUGUUCGGGCUAUAGGCAUAUAUAUAUAAUCAUUUCGAAAGGCCAUGAGGUAGUCGUUUUUCGACGUGUUCUACGAUGAAAGUAAUGUUGUUACACAGGACUUGGAUUCUUACCACAAGUUUGGCCGCUCUUCAUUGCUGUGUAGCUGAUCCAAAAAUUGGUGACUGCAACAUGACGCAAUUCAUAGCAGGAGGAUUCAAAUGUCAGCGGAAAAUGGUGUCUGAUUUAAAACACAAAGCAAACGCCAACUGCAGUGUUGAAUACCAGUAUCAGAUCUCAUGCCUGGUAAAUCACUUGAAGACCUACUUAACCGGUCUUUUCGCUGGUUUUGUUCCCGCCGUCACAUCGUUGAUAAAGUUACUGUUAUACCAUUGUGGAGAUCUUAAAGUGGAUCCGGCGUUGAUUGAUCAAUUCCUGCUCAAUCAAAUUCAGUGCAAAGGCUCAGUUUUCACCAAAGCUGUGGAGUGUUGGAAUGAUUUUCGGAUUCGGCUGAACCGAGACAAUACAGAUCCUAAACUUUGUAGCGACUAUGCUGUUGCAAAAGAAUGCGUGACAAGAGAGGCUAAAACUGGUUGUGCGAUCGGACAGUACAUUAACAGGGACUUAUUUAACCCUUUCUGCACGUACAACGCAGAUCCACCGUUAAAUAGUUCUGAACCAUCAGUCUUCAUUGGAAGUUGCACCACCCAGACGUUUGCUUUGUCAGCGUAUUCAUGUCAACGAGAAAUGAUUACAAACUUGGCAAAAGCAAAUAGCCCGACUUGCCGGUAACUCGCAUACCGUGGUU